This is a messenger RNA of Cucurbita pepo subsp. pepo (vegetable marrow), 892 nucleotides long. Its product is annotated as small ribosomal subunit protein eS12. Gene Ontology annotation, cellular component: ribosome. NCBI's taxonomy places the organism in Eukaryota, Viridiplantae, Streptophyta, Magnoliopsida, Cucurbitales, Cucurbitaceae. Gene Ontology annotation, biological process: translation. The record is from RefSeq and is a predicted model, not a curated record. Gene Ontology annotation, molecular function: structural constituent of ribosome.
CCGGCCGUAUAGGGCUAGGUCACCAACCAGUUGGGCUUUUCCAUUCCUCUUCUUCUUCAUAAAAACCCCUCACUUCUUCUUGACCUAAUUUGCUGCGCCGUUGAUUCUUCACUUCGAUCGGUAUCUACGCUGUUCUCAAGAAGGAGAAAAGAACUUCAAAUCAAGAAGAAAAAUGUCAGCUGAUGAAGGUGCAGUUGUUGUUGAGGCUCCGGCCCCAGCUCUUGGUGAGCCAAUGGACAUUGAGACUGCUUUGCAACUUGUUCUUAGAAAAUCAUUAGCUCAUGGUGGGCUUGUUCGAGGCCUGCAUGAGAGUGCCAAGGCAAUUGAGAAGCAUGCUGCUCAGCUCUGCGUCUUGGGAGAAGACUGCAACCAGCCAGAUUAUGUUAAGCUUGUCAAGGCACUUUGUGCGGAGCACGAUGUAAACUUGAUGACAGUUCCCAGUGCAAAGACCCUUGGCGAGUGGGCUGGUCUAUGCAAGAUUGAUUCUGAAGGAAAGGCUAGGAAGGUUGUCGGGUGCUCAUGUGUUGUAGUUAAGGACUUUGGGGAGGAUCACGAGGCACUUCACAUUGUCCAGAAGCACGUGAGUUCAAGUUGAUCAUCUCAAAUGUUGUUUGUUGGUGUGUCACUAAGAAAGUUUUUGAUCUUUAGUUAUGUUUAGGUUGGUUGGUUCCCUGUUGCUGUUGAACACGUUUCUUCUACCCUAUAAUGCUUUUCUUUGUUUUUAUUGAUUGGAAAGAUUUUGGGCAAACAGAACACAAGUUAUUUAUCAUGAGUCUCCUUGCCAAGGGUGAAAGGGAAUUGAAUUUUAUCAUCUGUUUAUGUUGAGUUACUAAGCUAUACCUAUUCUCGUUUCUGAAGAUUAAUGCAACAGUGUGUAGUAUAGUUUCUUUUC